This is a messenger RNA of Tremella mesenterica DSM 1558, 879 nucleotides long. RefSeq lists its product as uncharacterized. Bases 1 to 879 code for a protein of 292 amino acids. Lineage: Eukaryota; Fungi; Basidiomycota; Tremellomycetes; Tremellales; Tremellaceae. The record is from RefSeq and is a predicted model, not a curated record. The transcript has a single exon.
AUGACCAAUCCGACUGAUGACUUGACUGAUCAGGUCACUUUCACUCAUCGGGAGCUCAUACUCAGGGGAUCCAACACUUCAGUGUCUCAAGUGACCACAGAAGGUGACCCAAACCGACCAACAUACAUAGAUGUAAAACGCCGCUUUUACCUACAAGCAGCAAUGGCUUCCAGCGACGAAGAAAUGUUGGAGAUGUCGCCGGUCCAAUUUCGAAUGAUAGCUACUUGCACCUGCAAUGUAACUCCCUCCGCGGAAGAAUUGAAUGUAGCAGUUCAAAAUCGACUACCUCCUAGUGAUGUUGGAGCAAGAGUCAUGUUCACAAUUCUACAAGGUACCGAUUCUACUUCAAACUUUGAUGAAGAAACAAUGACAGAUAUUGAUAAAGCUAUUCAAAAUCCAAGCGCCAUCAUACCGAUACACAGUUUAUUUUAUUUUGAUGAAGAAACUGAAAAUCUGACACUUCCCGGGCUAUAUACUCUAAUCGGUUUUGAGAUGAAUCUUGAAAGUGUUGUGAGAACAAAUUGUAAUGCUGAAGGAGACACUGAUCAAGUAGAAAACACAUUUUCUAAACCAUACUUGGGUUUCAUGACUCGAGAUGAACUUCUUAGGAUGAAAAGAGAUUUUUUCAAAGUGCUUCACGAUGGAGUUUCAGAAGGUAUGAAUGAAGCUGAUGCUGCAGAUUGGUGUAUCUGUGAUGGAUCCGGUUUUGUAGUAGAUGGAGAAGGUAAGGGUGUUUCAGUUAACGUGACCUACCGAAGAAGGAGAGUGAUAAUUUUACGUACACAUCAAUCGAAUAAGAAUGAAAGACUACUUUCCCUGCAGAGGAAGAUUGGGUAUAGUAGCGGUCAUCAACCUCCACCAACAGAGCUGUAUAGGUGA